AUGCCGACCCACGGGGACAAGACCCGCGUGUCCGAGGGCGGCACAGAAACAGGCAUACAGCAUCCUCAGCCCACGCUGACAUUUCCCACCACCGGCAUUCAGCAAGAACUCAAUGAGCCUUCCCGAGAGCCACCAGCAGCGCCAGUAGAGCCUGCUCAUCCUCAACCCACGCUGACAGGGCCUGCCGCCAGCACUGAGCAGGAGCCAGCAGAGCCAGAACCUCUUUUAAAGGUUUUGGCGUGGUGCACUGAGCAAGACCUCAAGAAGCGUUCCCGAGAGCCAGCAGAGCCAGAAGAUGCAAAACCGGCCAAAAAACUCAAAAUUCCCUCGCGGGACCCUGCCUAUAUGAGACUGAGGAAAAGACUCUUAAAUGGAAAGUCAGUGACAGCAGAAGACUUCAUCGAUGGUCUUUAUGCAUACGACAACAAGACGCUGUGGACAGGCUUUGCAUUUCAUCAAGCCUUUCGUCAAUGGCGCACUGCUCACUCGAAAAAUUGGGAGGAGAUCAAGAAUGAGAUCACCAAGGAACUAGGCACAGGCUGGGACGCUUGA
This is a messenger RNA of Anthostomella pinea, 552 nucleotides long. The record is from the annotation of a GenBank genome assembly. NCBI's taxonomy places the organism in Eukaryota, Fungi, Ascomycota, Sordariomycetes, Xylariales, Xylariaceae.